Parnassius apollo (apollo) is the source of this 3840-nucleotide messenger RNA. The record is from the annotation of a GenBank genome assembly. Lineage: Eukaryota; Metazoa; Arthropoda; Insecta; Lepidoptera; Papilionidae.
AUGAGAACCCGCAGUAAUUCAGGGGUUCGCUUGGAUUAUUAUCAAAGAGUAGUCCAUAAGUUAAUUUUAGAUCACCAACAACCUGUAACAGGAUUAUUUCCUGCCAGUCCUCACAAUGAUCAUGCGUGGAUUAGAGACAACCUAUAUUGUAUAUUGGCAGUGUGGGGUUUAUCAAUGGCUUUCAAGAAGAUUGCAGAUCAAGAUGAGGACCGGGCUAAAACAUACGAGCUGGAGCAAAGUUGUGUAAAACUUAUGAGAGGUCUCUUGAUGGCAAUGAUGCAACACAAGGAAAAAGUUGAGAAAUUUAAAAUUACACAGCAUCCAAUGGAUUCACUUCAUGCCAAAUAUUCAUCGAUAACUGGCCGUACAGUUGUUAAAGAUAAUGAGUGGGGACACUUGCAAAUAGAUGCCAUCUCAUUAUACCUCCUUGUUCUUGCUCAGAUGACUGCAUCUGGCUUACAGAUCGUUUUUACACUAGAUGAAGUAGCUUUCAUACAAAAUUUGGUUUUUUACAUUGAAUCAGCUUAUUGCACCCCUGAUUAUGGUAUUUGGGAGAGAGGUGACAAAACUAACCAUGGGUUACCAGAACUCAAUGCAAGUUCAAUUGGUAUGGCUAAAGCGGCCCUUGAAGCUAUGAAUGAGUUGGAUCUAUUUGGUGCACGUGGAGGACCUUCAAGUGUAAUUCAUGUUUUGGCAGAUGAAGCUCAGAAAUGUCAAGCUGUUUUACAAUCAAUGCUACCGAGAGAGUCGAACAGCAAAGAAUUAGAUUCUGGCCUUCUCUCAAUCAUAAGCUUUCCAGCAUUUGCUGUAGAUGAUCCACAGCUAAUAGCAAAAACUAGAGAUACCAUAGUUACAAAACUUCAAGGAAAAUAUGGUUUUAAAAGAUUUUUAAGAGAUGGUCACAAAACACCACGAGAAAAUCCAAACAGGCUCUAUUAUGAGCCAUGGGAGUUACGAAUGUUUGAAAAUAUUGAAUGUGAGUGGCCAUUAUUCUAUUGUUAUCUAAUACUGGAUUCCUGCUUUCAAGGCGAUAAAAGCAAUGUUGCAGAGUAUAUGCAAAAAUUAGAAAAGAUAAUGAUUAGGAAAGAUGAUGGAAUAAAACUUGUUCCUGAGUUGUAUUCUGUGCCAGCAGAUAAGGCUGAUGCUGAGCAACAUGACCCUGGAAGUCAGGAAAGAAUACCACUUGGCAGGUGUCCUUUUAUAUGGGGUCAGUCAUUGUAUAUUCUUGGGAAAUUAUUGCAAGAGGGUUUUUUAGCUGUAGGUGAACUCGAUCCUCUUAAUAGAAGACUGUGCUCAGAGAAAAAGCCAGACGUGGUGGUACAAAUUGCUAUACUGGCUGAAGACAAUGAAAUCAGGGACAAAUUGUUAGAGUAUGAUUUACAUGUUCAAACAAUAAGUGAAGUAGCUCCUAUAGAAGUCCAACCUGCUAGAGUUUUAAGUCAUCUCUAUACCUAUUUGGGUCGAAACAAAAAGUUAGGUUUAUCUGGAAGAAAAUCACGUGAUGUCGGAAUACUAAGUACGAGUAAAUUGUAUUCUUUGAAUGAUCGCAUUUUUGCCUUUACUCCACAGUUUUCUGAUAUGAAGCGUUUCUACAUUGCUUCUGACUUUGAACUGAUGGUUGAUACACUCAAAGCUGAAAUUAAUUUCUUGAAGUCUUCUUGGCAAAACCUACUUGGGAGACCGCUUAAUUUUGACUACGAGGAGUACUACAUGUCUCGUGAUCCGGCGCUGCUCGCGAGCACAUUUACGACGAACGUUGCGUUCCUCGGCAUGAGCUGGAAGCAAAUGCUAGGCCGGCCGACGAUUACGUUGCUCGCCACCCAGUACCUGUUAGACCAAGGUAAAAUUCCUAUGGCAAUGAUAACGACUAUGAAAAAGUUAAAAUCUGGAUAUAUUAAUGGCACUAGAGUGAUGUUGGGCAACCUCGGCGACUUCUUGAGCACUUCGGCCAUAACAAAUUUGAGUUUUUUGGGCAGUCAAGAGGAAGGUUAUCCCGAUAAAUUAAACCCGCAAGUUCAAAGUUACUUGGAAGAGCACCUAUUGAAAUCGAUCACUAACAAACUGAGCUUCCUGUCGCGGCCAGCCGGCGCUCCAAACGCAAAAAUACUACGUCGCCGUAUGUCCGUGAAAGGCGCUAUUAAAAAGACGCGUUGCAUCAAUGUCGAUUCGGAAACCUUAGGAAUGGAAGGAGAAUAUGUUGGUCCACAUCUUGAGAGGAAACCCUCCUGGCUGGAAGUGGACCCGAUAACGGGCCGUAGUCCAUCCCCCGAGGACGCUAAAAAGAAAGUUAUAACCAAGGGUACAUCCACAACUUCUUUGGGUAUUGUGACACCUGCAAUCGAAGUGACAAAAGAACAAACACCGCCACCACCGAAGGGCACAGGUAUUGUAAAUAAAAACACACCAUCGGUAGGGCGCAACAGGACAACGUCAGAGUCGCAGAACCUCUUGUACGCCGAGCAGGAAACCGACGAACUGAUCGUAAUGCUUCGUGAAACUGAGAAUUUGGACGAGCAGGGCGACAUAUUGCAGUAUUUAGUGGACACACAGGGACUUGAUUUUAAUACAGGUAUGCUAGAAAAUGGCAGGCCGGUAACGGUGAAGGACUUGCUCAAAGCACUUUACGAGAAGGCAUGCACUCAGAAGCUGUGGGGUCUUGUGCGGCACUCCGCUGGUAUGCUGGGGAAACGCGUGGAGGAUCUGGCGAAGGCAGUUACGGACUUGCUGGUGCGGCAGAAGCAGAUCACGGUGGGCAUGCCGCCCAACAACGAACACACUAUCACCGCGCCACUGCCAGAGAAUGAGCUGCGACAACUGAUUCAUCUGGCUUACGGCGACGACGAAAGUACAGCGAUGUUAACUCAAGAGCUUCUCGUGUACCUCGCUAUGUUUAUACGAACCGAACCACAACUGUUUUUAGAGAUGCUACGACUUCGUGUUGGACUUAUUAUACAGGUAAUGGCGUCAGAAUUGUCACGGACAUUAUCGUGUAAUGGCGAAGAGGCUUCCGAACAUUUAUUAAAUUUAUCUCCAUUCGAGAUGAAGAAUCUACUGUAUCACAUUCUUAGUGGAAAGGAGUUCGCGAUCAACAGCGCAAACUCCCUGUUUCUAAUAAAGGAAAAACCCGUUAAGGAUAAAGUUGGCCGUGGAAACUUCUCCAUAGUGAGCAAUAAAUCAAAUCGUUAUGGAAAGAAAUCACAGAUCAUUCUGGAAGGGCAGUCACUUCAAAGCGGGAUUGACGAUACACAAAUAGAACAAGACCGGCAAGGGCAGUGGUUACGAAGGCGCCGUCUCGACGGAGCACUGAAUCGCGUCCCCAGAGACUUUUACCCACGCGUUUGGGGAGUUUUAGAGAAGUGCCAUGGCCUCGUCAUCCAAGGCAAAGUCCUGCAGCGGAAUUUGACACAAGAGAUGACACCAGGAGAGUUGAAAUUCGCCCUCGCCGUGGAAACGGUCCUUAAUUCAAUCCCUCAACCGGAGUACAGGCAGUUAGUGGUCGAAGCGCUUAUGGUGUUGACUUUAGUGGUUGAAUAUAAGGCCGCGAACAAUUUGGGUGGACUGAUCACCGUGGAACACUUGGUCCACAAGGCGAAUGAAAUAUUCUUGGAAGAUCAGAUGGCGUGCUCGGGCGACGCGACGCUGUGCUGCGCGAAGGCGGGGGGUACGGGCAGCGCGGGUGGAUCGCUACUGUGCGGCGGCGCCGCGGGCGUGUGUCAGCUGCUGUACGACAGCGCGCCCAGCGGCAGCUACGGCACCAUGACCUACCUGGCGCGCGCCGUCGCCGCGCUGCUCGCGCAGACCAUGCCGCACGACUCGCCCAUCGAGUGCGCCAUCACCUAG